AUGGCAGCUGCGAAGGAUAACAAAAGGAACCCGGAGCCAGUCAUGAUUUGCUUGUCUAUCCCCUGUUCUUCAAGCUGGAAAUCAGUUCAAUGUUUUGCCCUUGAGUUCUACAGGCCUGCUGCAUUGCUAAUCCAAAAAAUCACAAACACAGAAUUUGGUAUAGGUGAAUUGGGUGGUAAGCUGGCAACCAUGGAUAUGAUGCUUGCAACAGUGGCACUUGUCCUAUGGCUAUCAAGAGAUUUAGUCGAAGCAGCUCCACCAAUGGCAAAACCUGGUUGUCCAGAUAAGUGUGGAAAUGUUACUAUUCCGUAUCCAUUUGGUAUUGGUUCAAGGUGCUAUUAUAGUGAAUGGUAUGAAAUUACAUGUAACACUUCAAUUCCAGUUCUUACCAAAUUCAAUUUUCAGGUGCUAAAAAUUUCCUUAAAGUCGCCAGAAGUGACAAUUAAUGCUUCCAUGGCUGUUAACUGUAAUGGACAAGCUACAACAUGGACGAGUGCUAACUUGGGUGGAAGCCCAUAUAGUUUCUCCUCCAUUUACAAUGAUUUUGCUCCUAUAAAUUGUGUAGGGACUUCUUUUUUCAAUGUUGGGGACAAGGUAGUGGCUCGUUGUGGAUCAGUUUGUAAUAGUAAAAUCAGGGGCAAUUCGACAUCCCAGAAAUCGAUUUGCUUAUCUGGUCUCCCCUAUCCCCUGAGUGUUUACAGUGUUAACAUCACUCUAACUAAUGGGACUUGCAGCUAUGUCUUAUUAGCAAACCGUGAUUUCUUGAAUUAUCUUUUAUUAUCUAACCCUCAGCAUUCACUAUUGUCCCUAGUUAGCAGUGGAAGUCAUAUACCGGUUAAUCUUGAUUGGAAAUAUUUUUAUUUACCUGAUCAAUCAUCAAAUGAUUCCGGUUCUGGAAAUUGUUACAUGCAUCAAGCUAAUGGUGAUUACACAUGUAGCUGCCUGCAACGACAAGGUGGUAAUCCUUAUCUUCCUAACGGAUGCCAAGAGUCGCCACGAUGUGCAAGCUGCAAAGGUGAUUGUUACAUCACUUCUGAUGAUUAUAUGGAUGCUAGGUGUUUUAUAACUAAAAAGAGCAGGAACCUUCUGGGAGUUGUGCUAGGAUUGAGUAUUGGUGUAGGAUCAUUAUUGGUGUCUGUAGGUUGCUAUUGGUUGUGGCAGAUUUUGAAGAGAAGGAAGAAGAUAAAACUAAGAGCUAAGAACUUCAAACAAAAUGGUGGUUUGCUUUUACAAAGACAAAUGUGUUACAAUGAUUGUGUUGUGGAGAAAACAAAAGUUUUUACUGUCAGCGAAUUAGAGGUAGCCACAGAUAAUUUCAAUGAGAACAGAAUACUUGGGUAG
Molecule: messenger RNA, 1341 nt
Organism: Chenopodium quinoa (quinoa)
Lineage: Eukaryota; Viridiplantae; Streptophyta; Magnoliopsida; Caryophyllales; Amaranthaceae
Product: wall-associated receptor kinase-like 8
Exons: 4
Coding region: 1-1341 (446 amino acids)
Molecular function (GO): polysaccharide binding
Source: RefSeq, a predicted model, not a curated record